Messenger RNA from Mytilus californianus (California mussel), 626 nucleotides. RefSeq lists its product as uncharacterized. Bases 5 to 499 code for a protein of 164 amino acids. The transcript is spliced from 3 exons. Gene Ontology annotation, cellular component: plasma membrane. The record is from RefSeq and is a predicted model, not a curated record. Lineage: Eukaryota; Metazoa; Mollusca; Bivalvia; Mytilida; Mytilidae.
AAAUAUGGAAGUGGCUGGAGUUCCACUCUUUUCUUUCAUAUCCUUAAUUUUAACAGUCGUGGCUGUUAUCAUCGACAUCGUGGGAUUUGCAACACCAUAUUGGUAUUAUAGGAAAAUUGCCGCUUUAAAUGAUGUAGCAUAUAAGGCAGGACUAUGGAAGAUAUGCACGCCAGAUUGUAUCAACUACGAAAACUCAAAAUCAUGGCAAGAAGCAGUACAAGCAAUGGAGGUUCUUGGUUUUAUUUGUUUACUUGCUGCGCUUGUAGUGUUGAUACUAAAGUUGUUUGUUAUGAAGGACAAACAGAUGCUGAAAUGGGUUGUCGUAGGAUCCCUAGUUGGUGCAGCCAUAUUCAUUCUGAUAGGUGUUUGUAUUUAUGGCGGAGAAGCGGAAAAAGAAUUUAAGGAAAACAUCCACUUUGCCUUUGCAUUUGUUAUUAUUGCAGCAAUCCUGGCAAUUAUUGCCGCCGUUUUAUUGUUCCUGGAUAAGACAGCAGACUAGUGUUAUAACGAGAGUCAUUUCAUUUCUAUAAAGAAUGAAUGUUCAGUUUGCUCCUAAAAGGCUUUUUUGUGUUUAUAUAAAAAUUACUAUGAACUAUAAAAACCAAUUAUAUAUGAAUUAUAUCUUU